CUUAAAUUCAACAAUGUCCAGUACCUCCCAGACAGAUUCAGUGCCUGCUGGUCAGCACAUCUUCCAAAGCGACGAAAAGCUUACUACGCCUUCUCCCGUGCAAUAUUCCGACAGCAAUGGCCUGGAUGAUGACCAAAUCUACAGUUAUAUAGGAAUGCAGGGCAAAAAGUUGCACUUGGCGGUGGCCAUUAUGUGUGGUGUUGGUUUCAUCUUGUUCGGUUAUGACCAGGGUGUUAUGGGUUCAUUGUUAACUUUGGGCCACUUUCGUGAAACCUUCCCGGAAAUCGAUACCGUCACCUACGGGUACAGUCGGUCUGCCUUCCAGGGCUUUGCCAUUGGUAUCUACGAAAUCGGGUGUUUUGCAUCGGCUCUAUCAACCAUCUGGUUGGGAGACAAGUAUGGAAGAAUCAAGUUGGUGUUUGCCGGAUGCUUUAUUAUGAUGAUAGGAGGGGCCUUACAGGCGUGUGCAUUCCAUAUCUCCCAUUUGAUAGUUGCCAGAGUGGUUACAGGUCUUGGAAACGGGUUUAUCACCUCCACCGUACCGGUUUGGCAGUCCGAAAUUGCAAAACCAGAACAGAGAGGUAAGUUGAUCUGUAUCCACGGAGCCUUGAUCGCCGGUGGAAUUGCUAUCUCCUACUGGGUGGACUUUGCCUUCUACUUCACGAGAAAUUUGCACCCCCACCAAGCUGUUUCCUGGAGGUUUCCUAUUGCUUUCCAGUGUAUUUUCCCGUUGGUGAUCAUGCCUUUCAUCUUCAAGUUUCCUGAGUCUCCAAGAUGGUUGCUUAGACAAGGACGAGUGCAUGAGGCCCGGAAGGUGUUUUCGGCGUUGGAGGGUGUUCCCGCCAACAGUGCUAUUGUCAACGACGAAAUCAAUGAGAUUGAGGAGUCUAUCAGAAUGGAAAAAUCCACCGGGGCCGACAAGUUCUCGUUUAGACGGUUGUUCAAGCAGGGUCCCAAACGUCACUUCCACCGGUUGUGUCUUGCUGGCUGGGCCCAGUUGAUCCAGCAGAUUUGUGGUAUCAACUUGAUCACUUACUAUGCGGGUACAAUUUUUGAACAGUAUAUCGGAUUGAAUGCUUUGGACUCCAGAAUCUUGGCUGCUUGCAAUGGGCUCGAGUACUUCUUAGCAGGGUUAAUCCCCAUUCUUUUUAUUGAAAAAUGGGGCAGAAGACCCUUGUUGAUCGCAGGUUCAAUCGGCCAGUGUGUUUGCAUGGUGGUGUUGACGGUUGCUUCGUACUAUUCCGACGAUAAGUGGGGUGGAAGACGCAAUGGGGCUCCGAUAGUGGCAGCCGUGUUUUUGUUUGGAUUCAACACAUUCUUUGCCUUAGCUUUCCUUUCUGAAAUGUGGUUGUUACCUCCAGAAUUGACGUCUUUGGAAACAAGAGCUCCAUCGGCAGCCAUUUCCACCUGUUGUAACUGGCUCAGUAACUUUGUGGUGGUGAUGAUCACACCGGUGCUUUUCCAAAGUAUCGGUCCGUUCACCUAUGCGUUGUUUGCUGGAAUCAACUUUUUGAUUGUUCCCGUGUUGUACAUCUUCUAUCCAGAAACAAAGGGAAGAUCCUUGGAAGAAAUGGAUCUCAUUUUUAACAAAACCCCUAUCAACAAGCCAUGGCAGGUGGUGAGAAUUGCUGCCACGAUGCCGUACCACCAUGCUGGUCUCCACGAGGAAGAGACGGAAUUGGUUUCCAGAGUUUCUUCCAAGACUCAUGUGUCGCACAUCGAGGUUUAGGGAUCUCUUAUUGGCAUUGUAAUAUACAAUUUUCUUGAAGGGUAGUGUUUCUGUGGUUAAGUAGAGCGGGUAUUUGUAGUCGGGAAUGGGAAAUUGUUUGUUUUGUGGAUUUUGUCGCUGAUAAUCGUAUGGCUGCAACUGGGAGGUGUUUAUUUAAUCCUACAGUACUAACAAAUAGUCUUUAGGACUUAUUUGUUCUAAA
Molecule: messenger RNA, 1931 nt
Organism: Yamadazyma tenuis ATCC 10573
Lineage: Eukaryota; Fungi; Ascomycota; Pichiomycetes; Serinales; Debaryomycetaceae
Source: RefSeq, a predicted model, not a curated record